AUGGCCCAGGAAUACAAGCUCAAAGGCCUGGCCGCCCUGGCAGAUGUCGCCUCCUUUGACAAGAUCGAAUGCGAGGUCGACGGCGUACCUGAUGGCAAGGUCCUCGUUGUGAAAUACGAUGGCCACGUCCACGCCAUUAGCCCACGGUGCACGCACUACGGGGCACCAUUGAAGCUUGGCGUUGUCGUACCGGAUGGCCGGAUUACAUGUCCCUGGCACGGUGCGUGCUUUAAUAUCAGCACCGGUGACGUCGAAGACGCGCCCGCUCUUAAUGCGCUUCAGAAAUUCGACAUUUUUGAGCGCGACGGUGCUGUGUACAUCCGCGGCACGGAGGCUGACAUUAAGGGUGGUCAGCGUAACCCCGUCAUUAAAUGCUCCGUUUCCAGUGCUGAAGAGAAGGUCGUGAUUGUCGGCGGAGGAAGCGGCACAAUUGGCGUUGUCCAGGCCCUCCGUGAACUCAAAUACCCCGGCAGCAUCACAAUCAUCUCCAAAGAACCUGAAAUCGUCAUCGACCGCACCAAGCUCUCCAAAGCCCUAAUCACCGACCCAGCCAAGAUCCUCUGGCGUCCGCGCGAGUGGUUCACCGAAGCUGGCAUCGACAUCGUCAACGACAAGGUCACUUCCGUCGACUUUUCUGAAAAAUCUGUCAAAACGGCCUCCGGCUCGACUAUCCCCUACACUAACCUCGUCCUCGCAACGGGCGGCCUGCCACGGACCCUGCCUCUCCCGGGAUUCCGCGGAAAUGAGCUCUCCAAUAUCUUUACUCUGCGCUAUGUAUCAGACGUCAAGGCUAUCCUCGCUGCAGCCGAGGGUUCAAAGAAGAACAUCGUCGUCAUCGGUUCUUCCUUCAUCGGUAUGGAAGUUGGUAACGCGCUGGCCAAGGAUCAUUCCGUGACAAUCAUGGGUAUGGAAGCCGCACCCCUGGAGCGCGUUCUAGGUGCCGAGGUUGGCGCUGCCCUCCAGAAGAAUCUCGAGAAGAACGGCGUCUCCUUCGAACUCUCCGCUGGCGUGGAGAAAGCCACACCCUCUGAAUCCAACAACUCUGCCGUUGGAGCCGUUCAUCUUAAAGACGGCACCGUCCUCCCGGCAGACCUGGUCAUCCUGGGUGUCGGCGUCCGCCCAGCCACUGAUUACCUCCACGAGAAUCCCGCAGUCACACUGCAGAAAGAUGGUUCGAUCGAGACGGACGUCCACUUCGCCGUCCCCGGGCUGGAAGGCGUUUUCGCCAUCGGCGACAUCGCAACAUACCCCUACAACGGACCCGGCGGCGACGGCAAACCCGUCCGCAUCGAACACUGGAACGUCGCGCAGAACAUGGGUCGCGGAGUUGCCCGUGCCGUCGUCCACGCUAGACGCUCACCACUAGCUUCGCUGCCUGCCAAAUCAUUUAUCCCGAUUUUCUGGUCCGCUCUCGGUGCGCAGAUGCGGUAUUGCGGAAAUGCAGUCCACGGGUAUGAUGACGUUGUUAUUAGGGGCCAGCUUGGCGAGGCCAAGUUUGUGGCGUAUUAUGUUAAGGGGGAGACUGUUGUGGCGGUUGCGACUAUGGGGAUGGAUCCGGUUAUGGCUAAGGCGGCGGAGUUGAUGAGGAGGGGUCAUAUGCCGGGGAAGAAGGCUAUUGUUGAUGGGGUUGAUUUGUUGAGUGUGAAUGUUUGA
Penicillium daleae is the source of this 1653-nucleotide messenger RNA. It is a transcript of the gene nfr1, whose product is annotated as putative AIF-like mitochondrial oxidoreductase (Nfrl). Gene Ontology annotation, molecular function: oxidoreductase activity, acting on NAD(P)H; flavin adenine dinucleotide binding; 2 iron, 2 sulfur cluster binding. Gene Ontology annotation, cellular component: cytoplasm. The record is from RefSeq and is a predicted model, not a curated record. Lineage: Eukaryota; Fungi; Ascomycota; Eurotiomycetes; Eurotiales; Aspergillaceae. The transcript is spliced from 3 exons. The coding region runs from base 1 to 1653 and encodes 550 amino acids.